Messenger RNA from Saprolegnia diclina VS20, 1152 nucleotides. RefSeq lists its product as hypothetical. NCBI's taxonomy places the organism in Eukaryota, Oomycota, Saprolegniomycetes, Saprolegniales, Saprolegniaceae. The transcript has a single exon. Bases 21 to 1115 code for a protein of 364 amino acids. The record is from RefSeq and is a predicted model, not a curated record.
ACCUGAUUCGCGCAGUGACGAUGAUGCGACCGGAGCCGGUCGAGACGCCCGCCGCCUUCACGACGGGCCCGGCGAUGACGCCCGUGGCCGGCGCCAAGGACGUCUUUGAGGACUCGGAGCUGCUCAAGGCCUCGGAGAAGAACACGGCGGACGACGCCGGCAUCGACGACAUUGAGCUCGCGAGCACCAAGAGCUCGACCAAGAGCGACGCGGAGCUCAUUGGCAAGGAGGCGCCUGUCGAAAAGGAAAACAAAAAAGAAAAGUACGAAAAGAGCGGUGGCAACGGGCGCAAGUACCUCGCGGUGCUCGCGACGCUCCUCGUGACGUCGGGCGUCGUUGUCGCGGUGCUCAACCCGGACCAGGUGUCCAAGGCCUGGGCGACGGUCACAGGCGCCAAGAACGACAACUCGACGACCCGCCCUGCGCUUCUGGGUGUCAACUCGUCCUCGAACGCGACCCACGGCUUUGUGACUCUCACCCCAACGACGGUCCCGACGCAGGCUCCGACGCACUCGGAUGUGACGUCAACCCCGUCGACAUCGGCCCCUUCGACACCUUCGCCUUCCACCUCUGCCCCGUUGACGCCUGCUCCGUCGACGACCAAGCCGGCGACUGUGGCGCCAACGCCUAGUGUUUCGUUGAACUCGUCCUCGAUCGUCGUGUUGCCCGCUUCGAAGACGAAUGCGUCGGCGGACACUACCCCGACAGUAACAACAGUGACGCCCAAGCCGACCACAGAAACGCCCAAGCCGACCACACAAACACCCAAGCCGACGACGGAGACGCCCAAGCCGACGACGGAGACGCCCAAGCCGACGACGGAGACGCCCAAGCCGACAACGGAAACCCCGAAGCCGACGACGACGACCCCGAAGCCGACGACGACGACCCCAGCGCCGACGACAUCAACCGCAGCGCCUACAUCUGCCUCAGCAACGACCAAGGAGGUGGCUGGGCACAUCUUUGUGGUCCCGUCGAACAUCUCAUCGUCAGACUCGACGAAGAACGCGUCUGCGCCGCAUGAUUCCGUGUGGGGGCCGAAGGAAGGCUCGUCCAGCAGCAGCUCCAACGCGUCCGAGCCAACGACUGUGCCAUCGCGUUGGAGCCACCCUUAACGUGUCGACGAGGAUGUCCUGUAUAUAAACCUCGUUU